GCGAGAGAGAGAGAGAAACGUCCACAACUCAAAAGAGUGAAAAAGAUGGCGACGAGAGAGAGGGAGAGAGAUCGAGAGCUUUUGAUUCCCGUAGCAGGAGGCAUUGCAGAAGAUGGUGGAGGCUCCAAAUCUUCGUCGUCGAGACCGACUUCUCCUCCCGUUUCUUUGUCUCAUCACACUGGAAGAGAGGCAUUUUAUAAAGUCAUCCGUAGCUGGGCUUCGAAAAAGUUUAUGACAGGAUGUGUCAUACUUCUUCCUAUAGCCAUCACAUUCUACAUCACUUGGUGGUUCAUUCACUUUGUAGAUGGAUUCUUCUCCCCAAUCUACCAUCAUCUGGGGAUCAAUACAUUUGGUCUUGGAUUCAUCACUUCAAUCACUUUUAUCUUCUUAAUUGGUGUGUUCAUGUCUUCAUGGUUGGGAGCUUCUGUUCUUGGUUUGGGUGAAUGGUUCAUUAAGAAAAUGCCAUUCAUAAGUUACAUUUAUUCUGCCUCAAAGCAAAUAAGUGCAGCAGUAUCACCAGAUCAGAACUCCCAUGCCUUCAAGGAAGUGGCUAUCAUAAAACAUCCACGUGUUGGAGAAUAUGCCUUUGCCUUCAUCACAUCAACAGUGAUCCUCCAGAUGAGUGAUGGCGAAGAGGAGCUUUGCUGUGUUUUUGUACCCUCAAACCACCUAUAUGUUGGAGAUGUUUUUCUCAUCAGCUCAAAGGAUAUUAUGAGGCCAAAUUUAUCUGUACGAGAAGGGAUUGAAAUUGUAAUUUCUGGUGGAGUGUCGGUACCUCAAAUAAUAACUACAGUUGAUGCAAAAGCCAUUCGGUCCGCAAGAGUUGUCAGGAAUCCAGUAUUCAAAGUUCCAUCAGUCUGAUGGUAUCUGCAAAUAGUGAACCUUCUUCAUUUGUUUUUAUCCUCUAGAAAACAUGAUUUGUUGGUCAUUGGUAACAUGUGACAAAGUCCUGCAUCUGUGAAUCUGAAUAUUAACAGUACUAGAUGACCAGUUAUGAAGGAUCAACUUACCAGAAGGAAUCGAAACACAAGGCCAUUGGAUAUUUGGAUCAGAGUUCAUUGGAGUACCUUGGCAGUUCUCAUGAC
This is a messenger RNA of Telopea speciosissima, 1085 nucleotides long. Its product is annotated as protein LIKE COV 1-like. The transcript has 6 exons. Gene Ontology annotation, cellular component: Golgi apparatus. The coding region runs from base 46 to 861 and encodes 271 amino acids. The record is from RefSeq and is a predicted model, not a curated record. Lineage: Eukaryota; Viridiplantae; Streptophyta; Magnoliopsida; Proteales; Proteaceae.